This is a messenger RNA of Fibroporia radiculosa, 1518 nucleotides long. RefSeq lists its product as uncharacterized. The record is from RefSeq and is a predicted model, not a curated record. The transcript has 10 exons. Lineage: Eukaryota; Fungi; Basidiomycota; Agaricomycetes; Polyporales; Fibroporiaceae. Gene Ontology annotation, biological process: proteasomal ubiquitin-independent protein catabolic process. Gene Ontology annotation, cellular component: cytosol; nucleus. Gene Ontology annotation, molecular function: proteasome binding; peptidase activator activity. The coding region runs from base 1 to 1518 and encodes 505 amino acids.
AUGACUGACAUAUCGGACACACUCCAUUUAGGUUUUGUUUCCUGUUCCACCGGAUUCUCGAUGGACAAUGAGGACAUGUCUGUGCCCGACUCUCCCUCAUGGGGGUCGGGUACCUUGACUCCCGGCCAAUCUGCAUCCGAGAGACAGAGGGCUGCUUUGCAUUCAUACAUCGAUUCAUUGCCAUAUAAAUGUGAAUCUGUCGAAGAAAUGCAAGCGAAAUUAGAACACAUAAUAUCGAGGAUCAGCAUCUGCGCAGAGACAAAAAAUUGGCUGGUGCUCACGACCUGGGAUGGGAUGCUACAGUGCUGGCUUCUCAUGCAUUAUCCUAUGACCAAGUCGAUGCGUGCAAAGCUAGUCCGCUUGUACUUUGAGCUGUGUCUUGUUCCCGGCAUUGAGCCUCGUGUCGUUCGCAACUGGGCCGACAUGCUUUCUCGUCUUCUCUCGAAUAAACCUGAUCACAGGCGAAAGUUAGAGAGCUCUGAUCUUCAGCUUCCUUGGAAGCCGCUGUGGCGCGUGCUACAGAAGGAGCUCUGGCCAAAGAAGAGGUUGAACGACAGUUCACGAAAUAUGAACAACAUACUCCUCUUCGUUGCGGAACAAUGUAGAAGGUACUUUCCAGCUGACGAAAUACCUGAAAUGCUGCAAACUUUUCUACCUCUGUUGACCAAAGAAAGGGUUCUGACCAUGAUUCCAGUCAUGACGUCAUUUCUACCACCAACCCACACUCAUCUUUUCAUGCCUAUUCUUUUCAAGUUCUGGGAGGCAUUUAAUUCUUCCGUCAUUGACGAUCGGAUGGUUGAGCUCUGUGGCGAUCUCUCAGAAGAGCACGUAGCUGGCGAACAAGGUGACGCAGGAGAGGACGGUGGCGCCGAGUGGAAGGACGUUGGAGUCUGGAGUGAAUCUGACUGGCAUUUCCUUGCUACCAAAGCUCUUGCUUCGAUGAAUGUUCCGAUUGGGGCGACCAGGGGUGCUAGCACUACAGCAGGUAUCGCAGAUAUCACAGGGGAUAAACAGUCCCUUAGGAUCAAGAAACCCAUUAAUCGGUCGAAUGGUUUGGCCAAGCUGUUCGUGUACUCUAUGUGUCUCGAUGGCCCCAUUCGUGAAGACCAUUCGAGGCAAGUCCAAGGCGCAAUUGAUACAUCACAUUCUAUGGGCUUCCUUGCAGGCUCUCGUGCACUCGAUUCAUUGGAUAAAUUAAUCACUAGCACAGAGUCCUACUUUCAUCCUUCAAAUUAUGGUCAUUGGAGUUUAAGCCUGACCCUCUUCGUGCACCGUAUAACCGCUGAGUUCGCGAAACGUUGGAAAGAGGAACAAGAAUCGUCGUGCAGAACGCCAAUAACCCGUCGUUUGACGCCUGACAUUCGUCGUGCAUUCGUAAUGAUAUUACGCACACCUGCGCUGUUGGCCAUGUUCUCUAAGGAUCCGUUCUCAAUGAUCUUGUCAUGCCCGAUCUGCUUGAGCGCGCCUAUAGCGGCCUCGAGAUUGUCAACGAGACGCAUCGCACGACCGCCGUUAUGA